CAGUGUUUCAAGAGCAAAACAAAACACUGCUAAACAUCUGCAAAACAUUUGUUCUCUUUGACAUGAGAUUUCCUCACUCAACUCUGAGUCCUAAACACACAACACUCUGUGUCUGGCCAGAGCUCAGAGCUGAGAGGAGCGUCUUGUGCUGCUGCAUCAAGCUCGUGUCUUUCUGGUGGAUUUGAAGUGUUUUUAGAGCAUCAUGGCAGUGAGAGGGCUUCUCUUGGUGUUCUGUCUUCUCCUGCUGGCACGCUGCACGCUCCAGCAGACCUCCUCGACCAAAAGAAAUGGAAAGAAAGACUCUGCAAACAGCGCAGCAAUCGAGGAGCUGAAGAAACAGAUUAAUGACAUUGUUCAAGAGCUGAACGUGCUGAAAGAGCAGCAAGCUUUACAAACAGUUUGUCUACGAGGCACAAAGAUCCUCGGGAAGUGUUUCCUGGCCGACCCCGUUAAGAAGAGCUUUCAUGCCGCCAGCGAAGACUGCAUCGCCAAAGGAGGCAGCCUGGUCACUCCUCUGACCGGCGACGAGAACGACCAGCUGUACAGCUACGUCCGCCAGAGCAUCGGCCCCGAGGAGCACGUGUGGCUGGGCGUCAACGACAUAGUGACUGACGGCCAGUGGGUGGACCAGUCCGGUUCCAACGUGCGCUUCAAGAACUGGGAGACAGAGAUCACCCUGCAGCCGGAUGGAGGCCGCAGCCAGAACUGUGCCAUCCUCUCCACCACCGCGAAUGGGAAGUGGUUCGAUGAGAGCUGCCGAGCUGAGAAGGCGUCAGUGUGCGAGUUCAACAUUGUCUGAUGCGUCAAUCUGCAACCUACACAGAUACACACACGUGAACAUUUCACACUGCUUGCAAGAAAGGGGGAAACAUGAGUAUCAGGUGCAUUAAUGCAAUUCU
Labrus mixtus (cuckoo wrasse) is the source of this 899-nucleotide messenger RNA. It is a transcript of the gene clec3ba, whose product is annotated as C-type lectin domain family 3, member Ba. The coding region runs from base 203 to 799 and encodes 198 amino acids. Gene Ontology annotation, cellular component: external side of plasma membrane. The transcript has 3 exons. The record is from RefSeq and is a predicted model, not a curated record. Gene Ontology annotation, biological process: biological process involved in interspecies interaction between organisms. Gene Ontology annotation, molecular function: carbohydrate binding. NCBI's taxonomy places the organism in Eukaryota, Metazoa, Chordata, Actinopteri, Labriformes, Labridae.